Molecule: messenger RNA, 1693 nt
Organism: Abrus precatorius (Indian licorice)
Lineage: Eukaryota; Viridiplantae; Streptophyta; Magnoliopsida; Fabales; Fabaceae
Product: CAAX prenyl protease 1 homolog
Exons: 14
Coding region: 115-1389 (424 amino acids)
Biological process (GO): CAAX-box protein processing
Cellular component (GO): endoplasmic reticulum membrane
Molecular function (GO): metalloendopeptidase activity
Source: RefSeq, a predicted model, not a curated record
AUUCCUAAAUUCAAUAUCCAAUAUUGGUAUAUAUAUAUAUAUAUAUAAUCUCACUCCCAUUUCCAAUUUCUCACUCUUCUUUUGUUGUUGGCUACAUCACCGUCUGUUUCAGCCAUGGCGUUUCCCUACAUGGAAGCUGUUGUCGGGUUUAUGAUAUUAAUGUACAUAUUUGAGACUUACUUGGAUGUGCGACAACAUGCUGCCCUUAAACUUCCUACUCUUCCAAGGACUCUAGAAGGAGUUAUUAGCCAAGAGAAAUUUGAGAAAUCUAGAGCCUAUAGUCUCGAUAAAAGCCACUUCCAUUUUGUUCAUGAGUUUGUGACAAUAGUGACAGACUCUACAAUUUUGUACUUUGGGGUAUUGCCCUGGUUUUGGAAGAAAUCAGGAGAUUUUGUGACAGUAGUUGGUCUCGAUGCAGAAAAUGAAAUACUGCAUACUCUUGCCUUUUUAGCCGGUUUGAUGAUUUGGUCACAGAUAACUGAUUUGCCUUUUUCUCUGUACUCAACUUUUGUGAUUGAGGCCCGUCAUGGUUUUAAUAAGCAAACACCAUGGUUAUUCUUUAGGGACAUGAUUAAAGGAAUUUUCCUGGCAGUAAUAAUUGGUCCACCCAUUGUGGCUGCAAUCAUUGUAAUAGUACAGAAAGGAGGUCCAUAUCUGGCCAUCUAUCUUUGGGCAUUUACAUUUGGUCUUUCUAUUGUGAUGAUGACUCUUUAUCCAAUACUAAUAGCUCCACUCUUCAAUAAGUUCACUCCACUUCCAGAUGGUCAACUCAGGGAGAAAAUCGAGAAACUUGCUUCAUCCCUCAACUUUCCGUUACGGAAGUUGUUUGUUGUUGAUGGAUCCACAAGAUCAAGUCACAGCAAUGCCUAUAUGUAUGGAUUCUUCAAGAACAAGAGAAUUGUGCUUUAUGACACAUUAAUUCAACAGUGCAAAAAUGAUGAGGAAAUUGUCGCUGUUAUUGCCCAUGAGCUGGGACACUGGAAGCUCAACCAUACCGUGUACACGUUUGUUGCUAUGCAGAUUCUUACACUUCUGCAAUUUGGAGGCUAUACACUGGUGCGGAAUUCAAGUGAUCUGUUUCGAAGUUUCGGGUUUGAUACACAGCCAGUCCUCAUUGGACUCAUCAUAUUCCAGCAUACUGUAAUCCCACUUCAGCAAUUGGUCAGCUUUGGUCUAAACCUUGUGAGCAGAUCAUUUGAAUUUCAGGCUGAUGCCUUUGCUAAGAAGCUUGGAUAUGCAUCUGCAUUACGGUCUGGUCUCGUGAAACUACAGGAGGAGAAUCUGUCAGCCAUGAAUACAGAUCCUUGGUUCUCUGCUUAUCACUAUUCUCAUCCUCCUCUCGUUGAAAGAUUGGCGGCGCUAGACGAACCAGAUAAGAAGGAAGACUAAAGCAAACGACUUAUAGAUGAAGAGCAGCUAAAAUUCGUUAUACUAUGACUUGCUAUGAUUUGAGUGUUGCAGUAGUUGUAAUAUCUCAAAGGUGACAUGUUUGUGUAGUUUAGGUUCAGUGAUCAUGCUUUGGUCUAGGAUGCAAGUUGACACCAAAUGGGUUAGAUAAUAUUGCAAGAGUUAAGGGAAAUAGGGGCAUAGCAAAACGUAUUUAUACGUGUAUCUCUAGAUUCCAUUUUUCCUGGGUUGCAAACUCUCUCAUGAUGUUUUAUAAUCCGGUUUAUGUCUCGCUUCUGUUUUGCUG